CACUAUCCUCGAAGCGGAAGUGUCGAUGACAGCUUCCUUGGCAACAAGAAGCUUGCUAGCUAGUGAAGUACUCAAGUGCACGUUUUGCGACAUAUUCAGUUAAAUGUCAGCGUCUAAUUGGUUUUAACGUUGUUUUAUUUCCAUCGUAUUCAUUAAUUCUGUUUGGACAAGGAAGGGCGACGACAUUCCAGCUCACUCUUACGUUAACAUAAGCUAACGAGCUAACGAGCUAACAAGCUAAGCGCUCGCACGGUCCAUCCAUGUCCCGCUGAGGAGAUGAACUCCCGCCGGUGGCGUCGCGCACUCUUCCUGUUUAUUACUGCGUGUGUACGUUUGGCUCACGCGGCCACAGAACCGGGGGUCUCUCCAACCACCGGCGUCGGCCCGACGAGUGGGCAGGCGUUCAUCUCUGCGACCCCUGCUCCUGGCGGGACACAGACCUCCUCCUCCUCCACCUCCACCGCCGGGACCACUGCGCUCACCGAAGCCCCCUCUGCAACCACCGGCGUCAGCCCGACGAGUGGGCAGGCGUUCAUCUCUGCGACCCCUGCUCCUGGCGGGACAGAGACCUCCUCCUCCUCCUCCACCACCAGUGUCGGGACCACGGAGGGGUCCGAGCCUCCCACUGCCCUCACCGAAGCCCCCUCUGCAACCACCGUCCAGCCCGUGUUGGCUCCAGAGGGUUGCCUUUGUGAUUUAACCCCCGGUUUCUGUGACAUUGGCUGUUGCUGUGACGUGGAGGAUUGCGGCGUUGCUAACUUGAGCACGGUUUUCACCGGAUGUCCUCAGAAGGCCAUAUCGGGAGUUUGCAUCGAGAAAUGGCUGAUGUUCAGGGCCAACGUGGAUUCAUCUCUCGUCACCGUGACUGACUCCUUGUUCUGUGUGCGCUCUGAAGAUGAUGCUCCCAAGUCUUUCCAAGCUCCAUAUCAUUACCCUGCUUUAGUGGAUUCAUACCACUUCUCACCACCAGCACCCACAAGCAUCAGCCACAGCAGAGCUUUCUACAGGGUUGAUGACGUCAUCCAGACAUCUUUCUCCAACUCCUCUGUACGGAGUCUCCUUCGUCAGCCGUCUCCAGGGGCUGCUGGAGCAUUUUGUAUCAACCGCAACCCUGCAAAGUUCUUGAGGUCUACAUCUCUGUCUUGCACCCGCACGGUGACUCCUCAGGCCUGUACCAUAGACCCGAGUCUCAACGCCCGCUCCUACUUCUCUGACUUUAGUCUGAUCCAGAUUCCAAUGGGCGAGACAGCUGAAGUUUUAGACUUUCUGAUCCCAGUGACACCGCUGUCUGAGUGGCCUGCACCAGGCCAACAAAACAACUCCUGUGUCAAUGUUGUGCAACAUGUGGAGUUUGUCAUAGGAUACACAGGCAGGGGAGAGAUCACGUAUGCAACUGUGAACAUAGUCUUGGCUGACGUUGAUCCAAAUCAGCUGCUUCUGCAGACGCACUCUGUGCAGUUCCGGCUAGCCACACCGAGCCCCACUCGAGGAGGAACGAUCCCUGCAGACGGACUCGGAGCAGGAUCUCCUGUUGUCGGUCGCUUAAAUGGAGAAGUGACGACUGUGACCAUGCUGAGAGCGUCGCAGAGCAGGGAGUGUUCCACUAAUUACAGCAAACGAGCACCCGUCCUCUUCAUGCACAACACCAUCACUGGCUGCACAUUCAGAUCCCCAUCGGGCAACUGUUCAGAGCUGCGGUCCCAGAUUUAUGGGAUGUUGCAGGGACUUGCAACUCCUGAUGAGAUUGCCAUGAACUCUGGCUCCCGACUGAGCUGGACGAGAGUAAUCACCCAAGAGUGUCCCGUCAGCCUGCAGGAUUCAUGCGAGUCUGGCUGCCUUCUCCCCAACUCUCUCUCUAUCCGAGUGUUAUGGGCUCGCCAGGGUCUCCUAGACCUUCCCCAGAACUACAUCCUUGGGGCCAAAUACCUUUUCAAGUGUCAAAAUUUCAAGUGCCCCUUGACGUCCCCCCUCGCUCUAACCACCGAAGUCACAUUUGCUGACACCUCAGUUUUCCCCGUACCCCCCAGGGGCCUACCUCAGCCUGACUGGAAGUUUCCCUUCGGUUUCUUCACUAGAGGCACUGCUGAGCUGGACGGGCACAUUGUUAUUAAUGGCAGUGACACUGAGAAGGUCACAUGGAGUUUAAUGCUGUUCACCGUCUUGUUGCUAACAGGAUUAGAAUUCCUCACAAGGUAGCCGGAUUUUGAAGGUAAAUGCAUUUAUUCAGGUUUUAUUUUAUUUUUAUUUUUUUUUACAAAUUAAUUAAUUAAAGAGCCAUCAUUAUUAAGUAAAAUCUGAAAGUAGUCCAUACUGCAUCAUCCCAAAAUACCUUAAUAUAUGUGUUGUGUACAUUUUCAGGAAUAAAUAUUUUUUUUACAAGACA
This is a messenger RNA of Scophthalmus maximus (turbot), 2383 nucleotides long. RefSeq names its product tectonic-3-like. The record is from RefSeq and is a predicted model, not a curated record. The coding region runs from base 277 to 2196 and encodes 639 amino acids. The transcript is spliced from 14 exons. Gene Ontology annotation, biological process: cilium assembly; smoothened signaling pathway. Lineage: Eukaryota; Metazoa; Chordata; Actinopteri; Pleuronectiformes; Scophthalmidae.